This is a messenger RNA of Triticum aestivum (bread wheat), 946 nucleotides long. RefSeq lists its product as uncharacterized. The transcript has 5 exons. Bases 161 to 946 code for a protein of 261 amino acids. The record is from RefSeq and is a predicted model, not a curated record. NCBI's taxonomy places the organism in Eukaryota, Viridiplantae, Streptophyta, Magnoliopsida, Poales, Poaceae.
GAAUAAUCUCGGCGAUCAAACCGUAGAAGAAGUGGAAAUCGGAAACCGAGCCCGUCUCGAAUCUCGGCACCACAAUUAUAAUCUCACAUCUUGGGAGAGAUUUUCUAAUUAAAACUGAGAUUCAAUCUGCAAUCUGCAGGGAAGGAUCAGCUAGCCGACCAUGGCGGACCCAACCAUGGGAGAGGGAGACUCGUGUGAUGAUAAUAAGGAGGAUUUGCACGCUUUGCCAGAGGAGCCAGAGCAACCCCAUCCUCCUUAUUCUCGAGCCGCUUCCAAGGGGAGGUAUGCAAGGAGUCGAGCAGGUUGUGCUUCCAAGGAAAGGAGUACACAAUGCAUUCGGAGUCGAGCCGGGUUGGCUUCCAAGGAGAGGAGCACCCCAGAAGGUGUCAACAUGGAGGAACAUGGAUUUAGGUUUCGGUUCACUUUCCCUCAACCCGACUAUGGGGAGUACGGCGCCGAUUUCGGUGAGGAAGAGGAGUGUUUACCGAGGCAGAGGAAACCUCCGGAGGUAAGGAACGCACUCCGUGAGAAGAGAGUCGCGUUUCGGCAAAAAACUGGGCGGCACCAUACAAAGGUAGCCUUGCGUAAGUACAACAGAGCAAACAACACCAAGUUUGAGCUGGUGGAGGUGCCAGUGAUCCGUGAGUUUUGGGAGUUUGGAGGGGGCUGCAUCCAUUACAACUUCACGGCUAAGCAAGCAGAGGAUCAUCGUCAUUCUGCUGAUGCUGACAGCACCAAGCUCUUCUUCUCUGAGGUCAACUCCGCUUUCCAUGGCGAGAAGGAUGUGGUCCUGUGCUGUAUCGUUGGAGAACAUGAUAAUGGGCAUUGCUACGGCUGCGAAGGCUUCAAGCCAACCGUUGUUCACCCUAGCAGCCAAGCAUAUGGCGGUGGAAGUAGUACUUGCAUUGAUUUUGCUGGUUCAGACGGAAGCUCGGAGAGUGAUUAA